AAAGAUGGAUGAUCUUGUUCUUCUCUUGUUUUGGUGCCCCAUCAGCCAAGACUAUCUCUUUGCUGCUUCAGUAGCUACUAUAUUUUCAGAGCAUCUUUUUUUGCUCGUCCUCUGACGUAUCGUACGUCAAGUCCACUCAUUCUUUCAGUUUUCACUGUCACUCUUUCAGACGGUCAUGGCUCCGUCUAUGCUCAAGCUGGGUGCUGUUGCCCUGGCUUACACCUUUGGUGUUUCUGCCCUUAGCUCUCCUGCCUCCGGCAAGACCUAUCAGUUGUCCGAGUCUUAUAACUCGGGUAACUUUGUCGAUAAGUUCAGUUUCUUUGAGGGUGGCCUCGAUCAGAAGGUGAGGGAUCCCAACAAUGGAUUUGUCCAAUACCAGAGCAAGGAUGCGGCAGUGUCCUCGGGUUUGUUCAAGACCGAAGGUGAUGAUAUCCGCAUCGGUGUCGACAGCAAGACUUCCGGUGUCAAUGGCCGUAAGAGUGUCCGUCUCGAGAGUACCGCCUCCUAUAACACCGGUCUGUUUGUUGCCAAGUUCAGCCACUUCCCCAAGCCUAUCUGUGGUGCUUGGCCCGCUUUCUGGAUGGUUGGCGACAACUGGCCCCAGGACGGUGAAGUCGAUAUCUACGAGAUGUGGUCAAUGGCCGAUCAAAACAUGAUUACCUACCACACCGGGAAGCCCGAUCAGGUUGGCAGCUGCCUGCUCGACCCCGAUAUGCACAUUGCGUCUGCCCAGACCUUCAACUGCGACAACUCUGCUCCAGGCCAGUGGGUAAACCAGGGCUGUGGUGUGAUGGAGCAGUCAGGCCAGUGGGGCAACCCCGACGGUGGUGUUUAUGCUAUCGAAUGGACUGAGGAACAUCUCAGUGUCUGGAGCUGGGCCACCGAGCCCGCCGACAUCGAGAACGGAACUCCCAACCCCGCGACCUGGGGUAAGCCGCACAUGACCGUUACCAGCAAGACCUGCGAUGUUGAGAAGGCUUUCAAGAACCUCCGCUUCAUCCUCAACAUCAACUUCUGCGGUGAUGCCGCUGGACCGCAGUUCGCUCUUGAUCCCAAGUGCGCUUCCAAGGCCACCUCUUGCGACGCAUAUGUCUCGAACAACCCCAAGGAUUUCGAGGAUGUCUACUGGAAGAUCAAGUACAUCGACGUCUACCAGCUCCAGCAGGCCCUUCCUACCACCACUUCGUCUGCCAUCUCUUCGAGCACCACUUCUUCCGCCAUCAGCUCUACCGUUACCUCCAGCUUCGUCUCUGUCGUCUCUAGCUCUGCCGUUUCCAGCUCCGAGGUUGUUUCUAGCUCUGCCGUUGUUUUUGCUUCCGCCGUCCCCAGCUCCGAGGUCGUUUCCGGUACCGACAUCUUCAGCAACGUUGCCUCCACCUCUGUUGUUGCCUCCAGCUCCGACGCAGUCUUCGUCACUGCCACCUCUUCCGCGGCUCUCCCUACUGAGACUGACGAUGAUAGCGACUGCGAUGACGAUGACGAGGGUGUCGUUUCCUCCAGCAUUGUUGUCCCCAGCGGUAGUGCCACUGUCAGCGUCGUCCCCAGCGGCAGCGUCAUCCCCAGCGGCAGCGUCGUCCCCAGCGGCAGCAUUGUCCCCAGCGGCAGCAUUGUCCCCAGCGGCAGCAUUGUCCCUAGCGGCAGCAUUGUCCCCAGCGCCAGUGCCAUCGAGACCGGCAGUUCUUCCAUCAUCACUUCUGCCCCCAGCGGACCUUCCGCCGGUUUCCCGGUCAUCUCUGCUCCUGCUGAUCCCUCGGCCUCCGGCGGCUUCCCCAUCCCCAGCGGUAUCUCCUCCGGCCCCGUCCUCUUCCCCAACAGCACCAUCACUGCUUCCCAGGAGAUGACCACCUCCACCAUCUACGCGACUAGCUACUACACCGUCACCUCUUGCGCUGCUACCGUGACCAACUGCCCUGCUCGCGUCGUCACCUCCGUCAUUGCCAUCUCCACCACCGUCUGCCCCGUCGCCAACCACCCUGCCGCUCCUACCAACGCUCCCGGCGGCGGUAACGGUGUCCCUAUUGUUCCCACCCAGGUCCCCGGUGGCUGCAACGGCGAGAACUGCCCUGUUCCUACUCAGGUUCCCGGCGGCCCCAACAACGGCGGUGGCAACGGCGAGGGUGUUCCCCCCGUCGUUCCCACUCAGGUCCCCGGUGGCCCCGGUGGCCCCGGUGCCUGCAACGGCGAGAACUGCCCCGUUCCCACCGGUAGCACUCCCGGCAGCGGUGCCGGCUCCGGCUCCGGCUCUGGCUCCGGCUCUGGCUCCGGCUCUGGCUCCGGCUCUGGCUCUGGCUCUGGCUCCGGCGAGGGCGUCCCUGUUCCCUCCGGCAGCGCUCCUGGCACUGGCUCCGGCUCCGGCUCUGGCUCUGGCUCCGGCUCUGGCUCCGGCGAGGGCGUCCCUGUUCCCUCCGGCAGCGCUCCUGGCACUGGCUCCGGCUCCGGCUCUGGCACUGGCUCCGGCUCCGGCAACGGUAACGGCUCUGGCCCCGUCCCUGCCCCCGUCCCCACCGGCACCCUCCCCGGCAACAGCAACGGCGCUGCCAAUGGCACUUACUCCGUUCCUCCCGUUUCCGGCACCGGCCUUCCUGUCCCCGUUGUCAGCUCUUCCCCUAGCGUGUCCAUCGGCCAGCCUCCUAUCCCUACUGAGGAUGUGCCUGUGACCGCUGGUGCUGGCAAGAACGCCUUGAGCGUCGGUGUGGCUGUUGUUGCUGGUGUUGCUGCUUUGUUUGCUCUUUAAAGCAAAUCAAUCAAAAUUGGGGAGGGGAGAGUGUGUAAGAUAAAAAACGUGUGCACAUAUUGGGCGGUUUGCUCUUUUGUUGUUGUUGAUAUUGUUGGGAUACCUUUUUUUUAUAAUGUUUUUUGGAUGGAGCGAUGGAGCGAUGUGGAAUGGAGGAUAUGUGUACAUGUUUUUUGAGGACGACAGAUGUCUAGACUUUACAUAUCUAGGAGACGAAAGAGAAGAAGAAUUAACAUUCAUUCCCUUGUGGUUGAUACUACAACAAUGCUUCAAGACGUGAUUCAAAUGC
Molecule: messenger RNA, 3023 nt
Organism: Neurospora tetraspora
Lineage: Eukaryota; Fungi; Ascomycota; Sordariomycetes; Sordariales; Sordariaceae
Exons: 3
Coding region: 176-2734 (852 amino acids)
Biological process (GO): glucan catabolic process
Molecular function (GO): hydrolase activity, hydrolyzing O-glycosyl compounds
Source: RefSeq, a predicted model, not a curated record